AUGCCUGAACCUCCACCACAAAAACCGCUCUACCCAAAAACUACUUUUUCUAUACCAGAAGUAUAUAAUCCAGAAAGUAAAGCAACAGAAUCGUUCCAGAUAGUCCCAAAACCUUGGAAAUCAAAUCCUUUCAUCCCUCUAAAACGUUGCCGUUUAAUUAAAAACAUUUCUGAAGCUAUUGGAAACACCCCAAUUGUUAAACUUUUUAAAUUACCAAAAAAGUUUGGAAUUGAAGCAGAGAUUUUAGUUAAAUGUGAAUUUUUAAAUGCUGGAGGUUCUGUUAAGGAUAGGAUUGCUAAAAAGAUGAUUGAGAUGGCGGAAGCUGAUGGAAAAUUAAAAGCUGGUUAUAGUACUGUUAUUGAACCGACAUCUGGAAAUACCGGAAUAGGUCUAGCUUUAAUGUGUGCCAUUCGUGGAUACCGCUGCAUUAUUGUAAUGCCCGAAAAGAUGAGUUUAGAAAAAGAAGUUAUUCUUCGCUCUUUGGGGGCAGAAAUUGUUAGAACGCCUACUGAGAAAGGUCAUGCAGAUGCUGAUUCCCAUAUUGGUGUUGCUUUACGUCUUCAAAAAGAAAUACCUGGAGCUAUCAUUCUUGAUCAGUAUCGAAACGAAGGAAAUCCUUUUGCUCAUUAUGAAGGAACAGCAGAAGAGAUUCUUUGGGCAUGUGACGGGAAAUUGGAUGCUUUAGUUAUUGGAACAGGUACAGGAGGUACUUUAAGUGGAGUGGCUAAAAGAGUGAAGGAAGUUGUGCCGGAAUGCAAAAUUAUUGCUGUUGAUCCGGAUGGUUCUAUUCUUGCCAAUCCAGCAUGUAAAGAGACUAAAGCUUAUGAUGUGGAGGGUAUUGGAUAUGGUAUGAAAAUAAAGGCGCUGGUCUAG
Meloidogyne enterolobii is the source of this 873-nucleotide messenger RNA. Lineage: Eukaryota; Metazoa; Nematoda; Chromadorea; Rhabditida; Meloidogynidae. The record is from the annotation of a GenBank genome assembly.